Molecule: messenger RNA, 13150 nt
Organism: Xyrichtys novacula (pearly razorfish)
Lineage: Eukaryota; Metazoa; Chordata; Actinopteri; Labriformes; Labridae
Source: the annotation of a GenBank genome assembly
GUUUUCUUUUUUUCCGGAUGUAGCAUCACAUGAAUUGACUGUCAACAUGCAAGAUGGCCACGCAUCACAGGCAGAAUGCUGCUGGGCGGAGAAAAGUACAGGUAAAUCUUUACAGCGGCAUUGGUACUAAGUCUCUGACAAUGGCAACAUCUAGGUCUGCAGCUGAAAUAAGUGUUUCAUGAAUACUUUACGGACAGAAGCGACCGUCUGAAAAAGGCAGGGUUGAUGUUAUGAGUCAUGGCUCAAGCCGGCUAACCAAGCUAGCUUAGCAUACGAUGGCUAGUUAUUAGCAACCUCUGCUAACGCAGGCGUCUGAAUGAGUACAGGGCUUUGUAACCUAUUAGCCAUUAUGAGUGUGGUAAAUUAGUCACACGACAGUUACCUACUUUGUUAAUUAUAAUAAAUUAUGCAUUUACUGUCCGAGAAGCAUUUCUUGGCUACAGUAGCAUCAAUGCUGGCUUAGCUACACAGACUCUGGGCUCGGUCUAAUUGCUGGGCAAACGUUCCUGUCUCGGUGCCUCUGUCGUGCACUGCUCUGCUACCUCUUGACGGCACCUUUUCUGUCUUACAUUUCUUCAUUUUUCGCCUGACAUAAUGUUGAAUAGUUUAUUUGCAAACGUGUCACAUAGCUUUUUUUACAUUGCCGUGAAACUGCAGGACUCUAAACCGUUAGUAUUCAGGCGUCUGAACGUGCACGAGGAAGUGGGUGUGUGUCACAGAAAUGCGAGGUGGUCGAGAUCCAAGUCUGACCUGUGUGCUCAAACCUGCUGUUUAUGUGUUUCAGGUGUCUUAUGUCAUUAGAGAUGAGGUGGAGAAAUAUAACCGAAAUGGGGUGAACGCGCUCCAGCUGGACCCCGCGCUGAACCGGCUCUUCACAGCUGGGAGGGACUCGAUCAUCCGGAUAUGGAGCGUCUACCAGCACAAAGUAGAUCCCCUCAUAUUAUCACCGUGUUUCUCUGUUGCUUUGGCUUAGCUGUGAAAUGAUAGUCGACACCCCCAAUUUUGUAUAUGUUAUUCUCAUACCUGUUUUGUUUCUUGCACACAAUAGGAUGUAUAUUUCUCAUUUUUCAUCAAACGUACGAGCACGUUUUCUGCUCUUCUGGUGAACUGAAUAUGUAUUUGUGAUAAAGAGAGACUAGUUUCUCCCCUGUGGGUAAAUGGAAAAUCUGUACAAGCAUUGUAAUUCUUUAAGUCAUCAAAUGCAGAGUAAAACCUCUAUUCCAACAGCUGACACAUUACAAUUUUUCAUCUCAAGAUUACUAUGGCCAAAACUGAAAGCUGUUGUUGUAUCUCAUCCGUCUGUCCGUGAUGUAUAGCUGUAGAAGGAGGCUUCGUGAAACUGGCUUGCUUGUAUGAUAGAAAUUUAUUGCAAAGACAACACCAGUAUCAGAACAGCACUGCAGAUGCUGGGAGACGACUGCCAAUGAUGUCCAUCUCCCAGAACUCAGUUUGUGCUCCUGUUAUAUAGGGUUUAGAGGUGUAGCUCUUCUCGCAUCAUCAUUUCUUGACCUCUAGUUCACCUGUCUUUACCAUCCAGUUGAGAACUAAUUUUGUAAUGUGACCUGUAGAGCACCAGCAGCUGGACUGUUUGGGCCAGGAACCAUAAAAGACACAACAAACUCAAAGCAUACAAGUUUCUCAGGAUGCCCCUGGGAAACACCCUGCGCCAGCAUAAACUUCACCUAAUGUUACUUCCAGAUACCACACUGCAUUACAGCCCUAUGUUACGGUGGCCUUCUAUUCUGUAUUGUAUAAAACAUGCUUUUAUUUUGAAAUUACACCUAUGCUGUUUCUCAUAAAUCAUUAGCUACAGAACUGGAAUAAAAUAGCUGAAGAAAGGUAACAGAGUAUAAAUGGUCAUUUUUUAGCACCAUUGAAGAGGCGCACAUUGUUUUUGGAUUCAUAAUAAAUCCUAGUUAGAUGGUCGGCCAGCAUCUGAUCAUCUUUUGAGGGGCUGCCAGUUAGCUUGCAUGAGUCUUCUCUGCUGCUACUGCUUCUUCUUUGUCUGUAAUUUAUGGCACGUGGCCUCUGGUCUGAAGACCUACUUUGUACUAUAAACUGAUCACUUAUUCUAUAAAACCGUUUGAUUAUUUUUGGCAUAGUAUCAAUAUUCUUUUUUUUAAAUUGACAGUUAGCUCAAAUACCCGUCUGUUGCAACUGCCCUAAGGUUGAUGUGUCAAAAUAUAUGACAACUAACUGAUUUGCAUUUGCUUUGUGACAUUUUAAGAGAUGUCAGCCAAACUGAUCAACUUGUUGUUAUGUAUGGAAAAAAGAUGUGAGCAUCAAGGUCUAAUUCCCAAAUGUUCAUUUGUUGUUGUCCCUUAGAUGAUUUUCUGUUUCUGUAAUUUAGGCCUCUGUGUUAGUGACCAGGUAUACUGUAAUACAUGUAAUUGUUUUUCCUCAUAAAUACACAGAAACCUGUGCCUUUUUUUUUGCUUUUAAAAUGUCAAGUUUUGGUCUCUAAAAUUUAAUCUGUUUAUUUAACUCGAUGCACUAAAUGAGUCUUGAGAAAUUAACAGCCAGUUAAGAGAGGGACUUACUGGUGAAAACAUGCCGGAAAAAACUGUUUGGAUAUUCAGUGACGAAAAAUACUCCUCCUGAAAACACAACAUAUUUCACUAAAAGCCCCUUAACAUUUUGACGAUCUUUGUUUUAAUACAGUGUCCAAAUGUGCCAAUUUAGUGGAACUGACUUAUUUACUGAUACACAAACAUGUUAAAAACACAAAUAUAAAGAUUUUUGUAACUCCAGGUUUUUUGCAGGAUAGUCUUACUGUUUGCUACAAGUGUGCACCACCUUUGGAAAGGUGUUUUUGGUGCUGACUUAGUUGUAAUAUUUCAAGAUAUGUGCCAAAGCAAUUUAGGAAAGACUGCACUUUAUAUUUAAGUGUUCAAUUCAUCUUCAGUUUUUCUUAAUGGUCACAGUUUUCUUAAACUCACCUCUCUGUCACUGCAGCAGGACCCGUACAUCGCCUCAAUGGAGCAUCACACAGACUGGGUCAAUGAUAUAGUUCUCUGUUGUAAUGGGAAAACAUGUGAGUUUACCCACAGAACACUUAUUUUUCCUCAGGGUGUAGGUUCUGUUAAGCAUUGAACACAGUUGUGUCUCUCCUGUUUUAGUGAUAUCUGCCUCAUCAGAUACUACAGUCAAAGUCUGGAAUGCACACAAAGGCUUCUGCAUGUCGACGUUACGGACACACAAGGACUAUGUGAAAGCUCUGGCAUACGCUAAAGACAAGGAGCUUGUGGCCUCAGCUGGUCUGGACCGGCAGAUCUUCCUAUGGGAUGUGAACACACUAACAGCACUCACUGCUUCCAACAACACUGUCACCAGUGAGUAUUAUUUGUUGCUGUGUGCUUAAUUCAAGCCAUGUAGCCACUCCAAGUUCACCUCACUCCCUGUCAUUUCUUUCCCACUACAAGUUGACUUUACUCACUGUAAUUUGUCUCCCACAGCCUCGUCACUCAGUGGCAACAAGGACUCAAUCUACAGUCUUGCUAUGAACCAGAUGGGAACAGUUAUCGUAUCUGGGUCCACAGAAAAGGUUUGAGAUUUUGUCAGUACAACACAGUCAUAUAAAUCCAACGUAACAGUCCACAAAAUGAGGUGUAGUUAUUUUAUCUGUGACAUUUCUAACAUUUUUCAACUUAUACGCAGGCAGAGGCAGUGUAGUAGUCAUCCACCUUAGGCUCUGAGUGGCUGUGAUUUGUUUUUGAGAAACAGAGUUUUCCAGGGACAGCACUUGGUGAAUUCGUCAUCUUUUAUUGCAAUGUAGUGUUGGCGCUAUUUUGUGAUUGGUCCAAUGUUUGAAAAAGAUGCUGCUAUUAAUGCCUCUGAGGUAAAAAAGUGGGAAGUUUGCAGUGUGUCUGUGGUUUUUGUCAGUACAGACAAGGGCAUCCCAACGGUUCAGUUCUAUUAGUUUGUUUGUCCUGUUUUCCCUGUCUGCGAUUCUCUCUGUGUUUGACAUUGGAAUUUAGAGCUGGAGUGAUGCAAACUAUUUUUCAAGCUGCAAUAGAAUAUGGAGAGUGAAUAGCUCAAUCUGUUGACUCAUAAUCCUGUAAGGUGGCAGAGCACAGUUUAGAAGGAGUGAAUCUCUGUCCUCAAUGAAUAUCAUUAGAGCAACGAGAUUGAGAUUAUUCAGCCUCGGUUUGUAUGGCUCCAUUUUGUUUUAAUUCCAAAAAUAUGUUGUUUGUAAAAAGUGUUUGGUUGAACAAGCUUACAUGAGUGUGUGCACCCAGCGAUGGGGGAAAAAGGAGACAGUAGAAAAGAGAUCCUUCAAUCCUAACUGUUAAGGAGCUGUGAAGGAGCACCCGUCUCAACCUCUCUCAUUUUUUCUUAGGUCCUUAGAGUGUGGGAUCCUCGAACAUGUGCAAAACUGAUGAAGCUAAAAGGACACACAGACAACGUCAAAUCACUGCUGCUGAAUCGAGACGGCACUCAGGUGAGUAAACAUGGUUGAGCUGUGGCAGUCGAUGAGAGAAAAUGUCAAACCUAAACCUUCUGUCCUCCUCCGUAGUGUCUGUCAGGCAGCUCAGAUGGGACCAUCCGCCUGUGGUCGCUGGGCCAGCAGCGAUGUAUUGCCACCUACAGGGUGCAUGAUGAAGGGGUGUGGGCCCUGCAGGUCAAUGAGGCCUUUACACACGUUUAUUCUGGAGGCAGAGACAAAAAGAUCUACUGCACUGACCUGCGUAACCCCGACAUCCGUGUGCUCAUCUGUGAGGAGAAGGCCCCGGUGCUCAAAGUAAGAGGCUGGCAUACAGUUUGAUUGAAAGUGAAGUCUCUGUUUUAUGACUUUGAUAUUGCACAGAUUGAACAUUUUCACUGUGACAUGCUUGUUUUUGCUCUCUUUGAGAAUUGUCAGCUGUUCAGGUGCUAAUUUUACAAAAGUUGUAUAGUGUAUUUUUUUCUGAUGUAAAAAGCUGUAAAGAACAGUGCUGAAUAUUGACUGUUUAUCCUCCUCAGUCAUCCCUGUGCUCAUAGCUGACCAUUUACAGUCACUCAACCUUUCUCCUUUUUUUCUUUUUUUUUGUGUGUGUAGAUGGAACUGGACAGAACUGCUGAUCCACCUCCAGCAAUCUGGGUCUCCACCACCAAGUCAUCCGUAAAUAAAUGGGUAAGCAUGCGUGACACCUCUGAGAUCACUGCUAGACCGUCUGCAUAGUGACUCCUGGAUGCGGUGCAGAUAGAGACUCCUGCAUGUGGCGUGGACUAAUGCUAUUCAUUGUUAAUCCUCCUGUAAUUUGUGUUAAAAAAUUAAGCCAGCUUUGUGAUGCGGGGGGUGAUACACAAAAGAUAAUUACAUUACUUGAACCACAGAGGGGGGGAGUGAUUAUAAAAAUCCAGGAUAAUCUGUAAUAAUGAAUCCUGUCUGUCUGUCUGUCUGUCUGUCUGCCUGUGUGCGUGUCUGUGUAUGUCCAUGUCUAUGUAUAGUCUCUAAAGGGAAUGCACAACUUCAGAUCAUCAGGGGAGUAUGACAAUGACUGCACUACCCCUCUGACACCUCUGUGUACUCAGCCUGAACAAGUCAUCAAGGGUAAAUAUGUGUAAUAUCUAUAAAUUCAGUAUUUUUUGGUCUUUAUGUCUCAUUUUUGUUGUGGAGUAACAUUAAGCGUUGGGUUUGCAGGAGGUGCCAGUAUCAUACAGUGCCACAUUCUGAAUGACAAGAGACACAUACUCACCAAAGAUACCAACAAUAAUGUGGCUUUUUGGGAUGUCCUCAAGGUAAACUCCCGACCUUUAGAGGAGAUAUUUUAAAUCCAAGUGUGAUUGUGUUUUCUGUUCUUUACAAGCAGAAGUGAUGCUGGUGUUUCAGAUUUUUUUCUUGCGUCUUGCUGUUCACUUUAUAUUCAGCACGUUUCAUAGCGUUAGUAUGAGUCUGUUCUCACAGUAUUGUGUGUGUUUUAAACCACAAGAUAUGGAAAUUAGGAUAGCAGGUUGUUUGAUUGUGUUUUUACAAUCUUUUAGAGACAUUUCCCUCUUUUUGAAUAAGAAAUGGGAAAAAAUGCGAUUUUAGGUUUAGAAAAAAGCUUUUAAGAUGGUGCUGCAUUAGGGAUCACAACUUACAGCAGCUAUUGGAUGUUAGAAAUGACAAAGAUCACAGCAUAUCCUCUCUUAUUUACUCCAGUAUAAAGUCUGGCCUUUCCUGCUGGACUCUGAGGGGAAUUAGCAACUUUCAUGAAAAUGUUUUCAUUUAUAGUUUCUUCUCCUUCGUCAAUCGUAAAUGGGUUUGAUUUUAGUCAUUUUCUUGUGACAGCUCUGUGUUUGCUGUUCAGGUAUCUGCUCUUAUCAUUUGUCCUCCACUCGCUGAUAAAAAUCUUACUCCUGUAUGAUUUGUGAUACUUGCUGUAGUUUGAAGUAUGAAUUUGAUGUUUAUUUUUAUGUACUUUCUGCUAAUGAGGCAAAUUAACUCAGUGCUCAGUGACAUUCACGAUAUGAUACAAUACAAUACAAUACAAUGUGCUUUAUUGUCCCCUUGAAGAAAUUUGUUCUGCACAUGCUAAGUUGCCAGUAAAUUUAACAAAUAUAUAAAACAGCACCAAACCCAUCAAUGAGUCCCCAAGCAAUUUGAGAAACUUAUCACAAGAAAACCACAAAAAAAAAAAAUCCCACAUCAACGCCCAAAAUUUCUGCCUUUUUUUCCUGAUGUUUCAUCGCUUUCCCUGUGGGUUAACAGACUUUGUGCAUACUUUGUCUGUAGGCUUGUAAGGGUGAGGAUUUGGGGAAAGUGGAGUUUGAUGAAGAGAUUAAAAAGCGGUUCAAGAUGGUCUACGUGCCAAACUGGUUCUCUGUUGAUCUGAAAACUGGGGUGAGUUCUAAACUGAAUCAUAAUAAGAGAGCUUAGCAUCGAUCUCUUAAGCACUAACUGCUCUAAAAUCAAGUGUCUGACUUGAGUCUGUUCAGAAGUCACAGUGGUGUGUGUCUCUUUUUAAUAGAUGCUAACAAUCACAUUGGAUGAGAGCGACUGCUUUGCUGCCUGGGUGUCUGCAAAGGAUGCUGGGUUUUCGAGUUCUGAUGGAUCCGACCCUAAAUGUAAGACCUGAUCAGUCGUUUAAAUCAAAUAACUGUGAAACAAGCUGUCUUGUUGUUGUUUGGCUGCUGACUUACUUUUCCUAUUUUGCAGUGAACCUGGGCGGGCUGCUGCUUCAGGCUCUGCUGGAGUUCUGGCCCAGAACUCGCAUCAACCCCAUGGACGAGGAAGAGAACGAGGUGAACCACGGUAAGAGUGAGGCGACUUAUCUUCUCCGCCGCCAAACGGUUGUGAAAAAUAAAUCAAUCAAAUCUCUGCAGUGGUGCUUUGAGAACGACAUCCGGCUGUGUGUCGAACAAAGCCUUAUGAAGCUGAAAACACCAGGCCCGGGAGUGCUUGAAAGCACUUUUGAUACACAGUGUCUUUUAGCUAUCAUGCCACCGCUGCCUCUGGGUGCUUUGACACGGCAUUUUAUUGCAAACAGAAAAGUUGGCACAAGAUUAAGUCAUUGUUCUUGCCCUUGCUUUGGAUUAAGGGAAAAUUGCUGCAUGUAGGAAAAGAGACCUGGGGAUACUCGGGAACCAGCAGCAUUCAUUUGUCCUUGAUGGAAAAAAGUAUAAAGUAUGAAGUAAAGCUUCUUUGUUUGAUGAGUGACUUUUUUAUGGUUUGGUUCUGUAUUAUUGAAAUAACCAAUUUUGAUUGUUGUUUAACCUCUGUACUGGUAGCAUAUAAAUACUGAGUUAUUUGUCCCUCCUCUCUUACCAUAUGGUCAACUGGUUGAAUGAAACAGUGACAAGAGCAGGGCUGUUUUCAAAACUGAACCUUUUCCAUUUCAGAUGUUAAAGCCUGAUAAAACAUGCUCCUCACAGAGUAACCUCUAAGGUCUCUGAUGUUGCUGCAGUUUUUUGACAUAUGAAUCAAUGUACCCCUCUCAUUAGCCCCUCGGGUAAAGGACAUUUUGGUACUUCCGGUGUGUUUCCACUCACUCUCACAGCAAGUUUGUGAUCUUGUGUCCACAGUAAACGGAGAGCAGGAAAACAGGGUCCAGAAAGGAAACGGAUACUUCCAAGUGCCACCACACACACCGGUCAUCUUUGGAGAAGCAGGAGGAAGAACUCUUUUCAGGUAAUCAUUCAUUAACUCAUAGUACCAACACAGGUUAGAUGUCAUUUAAGGAGAGGGCAGUGAGUUUUGUAAUGUCAUCUCGGGUCAUAAACAGUUAUUAUUCAGACUCUUUUAUCGCACCUCAUCUGACAGUGUGUUUGUUUUGUGUUGCAGGUUGCUAUGUAGAGACUCAGGUGGUGAGACAGAGUCAAUGCUGCUGAAUGAGACAGUCCCACAGUGGGUUAUUGACAUUACUGUAGAUGUGAGUAUGGUUAUUUGUAUUUCGGCUUUGUCACCUUCAUCUUUAGAUUAUUGAGUCAUCUCUAAAAUUUACAUGUUAAUGUAAAACAAAUUUUAGAGGUCGGUUUGAGAUGUUUCGGCAGUAGUGAUAAGUGUUUGCUGUCAUCAGUUGCUCAUUCAUACUCAAUAGUGGAAUCACAGGUUUACCAUCAUUCCCUUAUUUUGGUGUGUCUCAGAAAGAUAACUGAAAAGACUGUGAGAAAAGUCUUUAUUUGGUUUUGAACAAAUGACACGAGUGUGGUGGGAUCAGUUUGACCAAAUGUAUUCUUCACUUGAUUCAUGAUGGAUGUGGUACAUCAUGUUUUACAGUUUAUAAUCAAGUUUCUCUAAUGGGAUAAGGCAGCAAGAGCAGCUUGUUCAUAAAAACAACAACAACAACAAAAAACAGUGUCUAACAGUUAUUGUUGUGUAUGUGAAACAAUGGACCUGAUUUAACUUCUAAUUCUAAAAACAAUAGUAAUGUCGAAGUAAUAAACUCGGACUUUAUGUUUACAUUAAUUACAGUCAUCCAGAGAUGGAAAGGCCGCUGAUAGCCGCUUGAAAAAUAAUUAAUGACUGUUUUUUUUUUUGUUCAGAAUUAUUCCAGGUCUUUAGAUCAAGAGAGAAGUUUAUCAGUUUAGAAUAUUAUCUGUCUUUUUGACCCAUUAGGUUUUGAUAGUGAGCCAGUGUGCAUCAUUGAAGGCUGAUAAAAUUAAAGCACUAUGUUUGAGUCUGCUUUUAUGGGUGUUACUUAUGACUGCUUUUACUCAUAAAUACUUGAAUUUAGACUGAAAGGGUGAAGUCACUGUCUUCACAACACUUGUAGAAACUCUUGAGAUACUGUAUAUGUCAAAAAAACUAUUCCUCUGCCAUCUUACAUUGUUUUUGAUUUCUCUUCUGUUCCAGAAAAAUAUGCCCAAGUUCAACAAAAUCCCGUUCUACCUCCAGCCCCAUUCUUCCUCUGGUGCAAAAACUCUGAAAAAGUAAGUCCCGAUGACCUUUUAUCAGUGAGCAGAAAACCAACACAAACCUGGAUGCUGCAGCACCAGCUGAUAUGGUUGAGAGCUGAUAUGUUCUCUUUUUGUUCUGCAGGGACCGUCUGUCGGCCAGUGACAUGCUGCAGGUGAGGAAGGUGAUGGAACAUGUUUAUGAGAAGAUCAUCAACCUGGACAACGAGUCCCAGACGACCAGUUCCUCGGCCAAUGAUAAGCCAGGAGAGCAGGAGAAGGAGGAGGACAUGGCCAUGUUAGCCGAGGAGAAGAUCGAACUUAUGUGUCAAGACCAGGUGGGCAGGAUGUUUUCACACUGUAAUACUAGAGCAUCCUCACUAAGAUGCUCCUAAUACCAAUUCAGAUGGCUUUACUUCAGUCUUGGCUGAUGACAAGUAAACCUAAGAAACUAGUGCAUUUCCUGUGUUUGAUGGUAUACUUGUGGUGCUGGGGCACUGGCAGGAGGAGGGGAGGUUGAUGGAAAAAUAUUUAGGAAAUACAUCAAACAUUAAAUUACACAGAAUUGUGUUCCAACAAAUCAGAUUUAUUCAAAAUAUUCAUGUUUAUUUUAAAUAACCUGCUAGUUAAUAUCUUAAUUGGUCGGGGCUUAUAGUUGUUUUUUAACAGUGUGUACCUUCACAGCCAGGGUUUCUCCAGAAAAACAUCUCUGAUUCUCUGCUCUGAUCAGCUUUUAUGCACGUGUUUGGUCCUUCUCCACCGUUUUUAAACCAUGAUCUUGUCUUGGAUCCUCUUGCGCAUCACUUUAAAUGUCUUUCAGCAGUAACCUCAAUGGUAGAUGCAUUCUUUUAGAUACAUUCACAAACCUUUGGACUAAACUGAUCUUGUGUUUCUGCGCUGUUAUUGCCCUGCUGAAAUGUAAAGCUACAGCUACAUACAGUUAGCCUAUGUUAAGUUCAUGUGUCAUUUUUUUAUGACUUUAGAGGAUUCUCUUUAGUUUUGUUUAUGCACGUAACAGAAAAGCAAACUCUGAAAAUGUCAUCCAGAAUGUGAGUAAUUCUUUGGCAUGCAGUGUUUAAGUGACUCUAUUUUUCAUUGCACUGGACAGUGUUUGGUGGUAGAGAUAUAGUGAUCAUGUAACCAUGGUUACUUACUCCCUCCUGUAUUGAAAGACAGGGAUGAAGGGAGCUGCUGUGAUGCUGACUAAGGUCACUCGGAGCGGCAUGCUCCGUCUUGGGUGCUGUACUCUUAAAUACCACAUUUUUAUUUCAAAUAUGAACCCGCUCACAUCAGCACCUCUUUUAUUCAGUUUGCUUGUAUAUUUAUGUUCUUCCACCAAUCUUUCUCAGUACAUUAUAAAGAGUCGUCCAAAUGUUACGACUCCUGUUUUAAAUAGUUUCCUGCUUUCAGGUAAACUUAAUGCUGGGUAGGUUAUCAGUGAUGUGGGAAAAUGAAGUAGUUAGCUCAGGCUGUCGCAAUAACCACUAUUGACAUAAACAGUCUUUUCUAAAAAUAAAAAUAUAGCUAUCAUGUUACAAAUAAGCAUAAAUUAGUACCUUGAGUUCACAGUGGGGGUCCUUACACUGGGCCAUGCGUUUUUCUACAGGGGAUAGACAAACGGAAAGUAACCCAUUGAUGGUGAUUAGAUGCUAUUGAAAACUGACUUUCCAAGAUUGACUGUGUAUCCAAAAACAACCUAACAGCUGGUACCUCUGCAAUGUACCUAUUAAUUAAACAUUUGUACUUCCUGUUAUUUUCACUGUUUUCUUUCAGUCCAUGCAGGAAAUAAAGCAACCUCAAGGAAGGACAGAAAACUAUCGACAUAAAAGCAUACAAUCAUUAAUGAUUGGUCAUAUGGAUAAAUCAUCAGUUUGAACAAUUUUAGAAAUGCACGAUGAUGACAUAUAAGGAAAUGUUAUGUACUAAUUAAGUCUAUUAAGUAAUCUGUAGCUCCAUCCUUGUCUUGCCUUUCUUGAGUUUGACUGUUGUUGCCAAAUGAACUUUCCAUGAACAUCAUUGUUGUGAUAUCUUGAGGCCUCAAUAACCAUGAGGUGUAAAUCGGAGAUCCUGGCAGCCCUACAAGUAGCCAUAACUUCUCUUAUUCAUGUUUAGACCUCUGUUCUGGACAAAUAAUUUUUUUUUUCCCGAAUGCAGUUAAAUAAUCAUUUCAUUUUAUAGUAUAUCCAAUUAUGUAUUUUAGGUAGGAUCUGUUCUGACAAGUCUCUCCAAAAACAAGAGCACCAACAGUUUUUUCUCUUUCUCAUCUUUAAACCAGGUUCUGGACCCCAACAUGGACCUGCGAACAGUUAAACAUUUUAUCUGGAAGAGCGGAGGGGACUUGACGCUUCACUAUAGGCAGAAGUCCACGUGAAAGUCCGAAUUUUUAACACAAGAACUCUUCGUCAUUUGCCAAUCACCACCCACCUCUGACAUGUAGUCCCCUAAACCCCAUUAUGUGGUCAAGAGUUGCAGCAUCAAUGAGAACCUGGUAAAAAUUGUGUGAGGACGCGGCUCAUGGUGUAUCAUAGGGAACUGACCAGAACAGGCUGGAGCAGCAGAAGAUGAAACCAGGGAGACAAAGCGGUCCGAAGGUUUUUUUUUUUUUCUUUUUUUGUUUGUUUGAUUUUGAAACCGUUUGAAGAAUGGACUCCGUUUCCUCCAGCGCUCACCAGUUUCUGUUUUUUGAUUUCACUGCUACAUAAGGUUUUCUUUCCUGUUGUUGGCAUUUUACUUUAAAGCGUUGGAAGUUACAGUACAUGUUUGUGUCCGAGUGUGUGUGCGUGUGUGUAUGUGUGCGCGUGCACAUGCACAUGGAUGUAGUAGACUCUGCGUUUGUUCUAGUACAUUCCAGAAACUGUCCUCGUUCUAUAAACACUCCACAGUCGUCUCUGCAGCGUCACAUUUUAGGACUCACUCUGUCUCUGGGUAGCAUCACAGCCCCCUAAAUAAAUCCUCCUUCUGUUAUGUCAUCAUCUCAACUCCAAGUUUAACCCCGGCUUAGACUUCUAAUUACUGCAGAGCUCGAACCUCAUUGACAGAUGCACUCGUCUUUGUCUUUUCUUUUUAGCUGUGCUGUUCUAAAUGGACUGAAUGUUCUUUCUUUUUGUAAAUAUAUGUACAACAUUUAUGAUUUCAGUGACUUUUUUUUUUUUUGGUUUUGCAGCAGUUUUAUUGUGUUGAUGUACAGUUUACUUAAAAAAUGACAGUUAUUUUUCCAAAUCCCUAGAGCACAUUCAUGGUCAUGAAAGAAGUCUGACUUGGAUGUUGAAAAAAUUGCAUUGUUGUAUUCAGUACAACCCAGAAAUUGCAGUUUUCCUUUUCAGAAUGUUAGUAGUUGUCCAAGUCAUUUUAGCAAAGGGGAAAUAAUAUAUAAGAUAUGUAUCUUUAACAGUAACUCACGCUUACUGGCUCUGCCCUGCAGUGAGCAGUGACUUUGUUGACGGUGAGGCUGUUCCUAAUGUAUAUUUCAUUUAGAAUCGAUAGGACUUCAAUGAAUCAUGAGUAUAACUUGAAGGGGAAUCUCAUCCAACAGAUGAUGAACACUCAAACACUGUGGGGAAAUUCACCAAAGUGAAAUAAAACAGUAACAACCAUUUCUGUCCUGGUGCGACACCGUGCAGAACCACAGAUUGUUUCAUUGUAAAUUUUCUGCUGUUAAUUUUGCCAUGUUGAGUGUGUGUUAACGCCAUAAUGGGGAAUGAGCUCUAAUUGGCCAAAAAAAAACCAUGAUGGGUACCAGAAAUUAGGCCAUAACACUGCAAUAUCCCUUGUUGUAAUAAUUUGUGAAAUAUGUAUAUUUUAGGCAAUGGAAGAAAUAAAUUGGAAUGGUUUAACAAUGACAGAUUGAUGAGCA